CUCAAUUCGUCUUGUUGUAACAUCAGUUUGCACUUCGAGCUAUCGAUAGUAAUAUUCGACUUGAGUUUUAUCUACUUGAGGUUCAAAAAACAAAAAUGAAAUUAUUCGGUUCAUUUGUUGUAAUUCUCGCCCUAUUUAUUGCUGCUUGUCAAGGACAAGAUACUGGCAAAGAUGAUAAAGACACUGGUCUGUACAAUAGAGAUGCAUAUGGAUACAAUAAUCGCUAUGGUACUCUAGGCUACAAUGGAUACAAUGGACGUGGUUAUGGUUACGGCGGGUAUGGAUACAAUCCCACUGGAUACGGAUAUGGAUAUGGUACUAAUGGAUAUGGUACUAAUGGAUAUGGUACUACUGGAUAUGGGACUACUGGAUACGGAGUCAAUGGUUACGGUCGAUCUGGAUACUACUGAAAA
Molecule: messenger RNA, 413 nt
Organism: Microplitis mediator
Lineage: Eukaryota; Metazoa; Arthropoda; Insecta; Hymenoptera; Braconidae
Product: prismalin-14-like
Exons: 3
Coding region: 96-410 (104 amino acids)
Source: RefSeq, a predicted model, not a curated record